AUGGAGCACCCAGAAUUGACUCGUGCACGCCAAUGUGAACCAAUCGCGAUCGUGGGCAUAGGAUGCCGAUUACCAGGGAAAGCUUCAUCCCCAUCUAAACUGUGGGAAUUGCUCGUCAGCAACGAGACGGGCCAUUGCGUUGUUCCAUUGGAGCGCUACAAUGCAGCGGCAUAUUAUCACUCAGAUGCGGAACGACCAGGAAGUAUCAAUUCGACUGGUGGGUACUUCAUCCAGGAAGACAUCCGAGCCUUCGAAAACGCAUUCUUCGGAAUCAACAACCUCGAGGCCACCUCCAUGGACGCCCAGCAAAGGAAGCUCCUCGAAGUGACCUAUGAGGCGUUGGAGAAUGCCGGUGUGCCGUUGGAAACAAUCCAGGGCUCAAACACCGGUGUUUAUGUCGGCAACUUCACCAACGAUUUCUUGAAUAUGCAGUACAAAGACCCGGAGUACUUUUCCCGAUACAGUGCCACAGGAUCGGGUCUGACCGUGCUGGCGAAUCGGAUUACACAUUGCUUUGAUCUGCGUGGGCCAUCCCAUGUGGUUGAUACGGCUUGUUCGUCGUCAUUGUAUGCACUGCAUUCAGCAUGUUUGGCCCUAGAUGCCCGGGAUUGUGAUGCGGCCGUGGUGGCUGCUGCAAAUCUCAUACAGUCCCCAGAGCAGCAGAUGGUUGCUGUCAAAGCGGGGAUUUUGUCGCCAGACUCUAUGUGCCAUACCUUUGAUGAAUCAGCCAACGGAUAUGGUAGAGCGGAGGGCGUGUCAGCCGUAUAUCUGAAGCGGCUGAGUGAUGCGCUGAGAGAUGGAGAUCCCAUUCGCUCGAUCGUUCGAGGAACCUCUGUCAACGGAAAUGGCCGAACACCAGGCAUUGUCCAGCCCAGUGUGGAAGGCCAAAAGGCCGUCAUUAGGGCAGCGUAUCGUCGGGCAGGACUGGAUCUGGGAGACACGGACUACGUCGAAGCGCAUGGAACGGGCACCAAGGUCGGUGAUCCUAUGGAGGUCGAGGCCAUAGCCGAUGUUUUUCAUCAUCGGACGGGACGGCCGACUCUUAUUGGGGGGAUCAAGCCGAAUGUUGGUCACAGCGAAGGGGCGAGCGGUCUUUCAAGCCUAAUCAAAGUCACCCUAGCGCUCGAAAAUGACUUACUCCCUGCGACGGCCGGAGUGAAGGCGAUCAACCCGAGCCUCAAAUUAAAGGAAUGGAACGUGGACAUUGUUACUGCCAAUCAACCGUGGCCAGUAACUCGGGUUCCGCGAGCCUCAGUCAAUUCAUUUGGUUUCGGUGGCUCAAAUAGCCAUGCUAUUCUGGAAGCCGCGCAGAUGGACCUAUUGACUAACGGUUGUAGGGAUUGGCCGGUAGGCGAAAAUGCGGAGCAGCUCUAUCUGUUACCUCUUUCGGCUCGAUCUGAGACAUCACUCGCACAGAUGGCUAGUAACCUGGCUGAUUUCGUUUCGGACUCAGGUCGGGAGAUUCGAAUUGAUGAUCUGGCUUUUACGUUGAGCUGUCGUCGCUCCAAGCUAGCCACUCGUGGCUUUUUAGUCGAAUCUCAAGCGAGCCUGGAUAAGGGGCUCACUGUGGCAAACCUGAAAGUGAGAGAUUCCACCAGUGAGGGACCAUUCCCGCUGGUGUUUGUUUACACCGGACAGGGAGCACAGUGGGCUGGAAUGGGCAAAGAGCUUCUGAGCCAUAGCUACGUGUUUAGAAAGACCAUAGGCUACCUUGACUCUUGUCUCCGCGCCCUUGGCCCAGAACACGCGCCCGCUUGGACAUUGGAGGGUAUUCUGCGAGGUGAUGAACACUGCGAUAUUAGCGCCGCAGAAAUUUCACAGCCACUGUGUACGGCAGUGCAAAUUGCCCUGACGGACGUACUCAAAGAUUGGGGUGCUCUGCCAGAGAUGGUGACUGGCCACUCUUCCGGCGAGAUGGGAGCAGCGUAUGCGGCCGGGGCUAUCGAUGCUCGGCAAGCCAUCUUCGCGUCCUUUUUCCGCGGAACUACUGUCUCCGAAUAUUCCCCCGACGGCUCCAUGGCGGCCGUCGGACUAGGGAAAGAUCAGGCCGAGGCGAUAAUCGAGGAAUGUGCGUUGGGAGUGUCUGUUACUGUCGCUUGUGCGAACUCGCCAGAGAGCACGACCGUGAGUGGGGAUACCGUCGCCGUCAAUGAGCUUCUUAGGACACUCAAAGAAAAGGAUAUCUGGGCUCGAAAGCUAAAGACCGGAGGUAAAGCGUACCACUCGCACCACAUGAAAAUCCUAGGCUCGAAAUACGAGGCCUCACUCGAGCGCCAUUGGCAUAUGGCCAAUGGUAAACACGAUGCAAAUGGCACCUUGGAUUGUCCAGAGUCAUCAGUGGUCAUGAUUUCCACUGUGACUGGUGGACUGGUAAGUGCGAAUCAAGUUGGGACACCCACAUACUGGCGAACAAACCUCGAAUCUCCAGUGCGAUUUGACGAGGCCAUUCAAGAUAUCUUGGCGCGUGGCACUUACCAUCUGGUAGAACUUGGUCCGCACUCAGCUUUACAACUUCCUAUCAAGCAGAAUGCCUCGACGCUCGAACAAAGUCGAUACAUUUAUAAUUCCUCUCUCAUCCGUGACCAAGAUGCUUGGCUGACUACCCUUCAGCUUGUCGGUUCACUGUUUUUGCAUGGACAUGAUGAGCUUCAAUACCACAAGAUGUUUGCGGAUAAAUUGAAGACCGGUGUUUUGGUUGAUUUGCCUCCUUAUCCCUGGGACUACAGCUCUCCCGCCCUGUGGUCCGAGCCUCGCGCCAGUACCGAAUUCCGUCAACGCAAAUACCCCCGGCAUGAUCUUCUCGGAUCUCAGGUGUCUGGAGGGAGCACCGCGGGAGUGACGUGGCGAAAUAUAUUGAACCUCAAUGAAGUCGACUGGCUUACGGAUCAUUGCCUGGGUCCGUCGGUGGUAUUCCCCGCCGCUGCAUAUAUCGCAAUGGCAGUCGAGGCGAUGUGUCAGGUUGCAGGUCUGCAGCUGGCAGAUUGUCCUGGUGUGGAACUUCGCGAUCUCAACUUCAUCACAGCUCUCGACAUGGAUCCCGAGCGAAAGCCAACGGUGGAGAUCUUUACCGAGAUGCGAGCGAUGAAAAUUUCCAACCUGACGAAUUCAGAUAAAUGGUGGAGAUUCAGUGUUGUCUCGAUCGACAGUGAUUCCCAGACGACCUUGCAUAUGAACGCGGCUGUCCGCCUCCCAGAAACCUCGCCACAGACAACUCGACAGAUUAAGCUUGACAUGUCAAAGAUGCAACAGGAUGCGGUCCGUGUCUGGUAUGACAAGUUCACUCAAGAAGGGCUCAACUGGGGUCCCAAGUUUGCUGUCAUGGAGGAGGUCUUCCGAGAUCGCGCGCGCACGGCGCACGUAGCAGCAGCCACUACACAUCUCCAGCGGGGAGAAGGGUUAGGUCAGUACAUUGCACAUCCGAUUUCCAUAGAUGCGAUGCUACAAACAGCCUUCGUUGCGACUACUAGCGGCGUGGUUAGUAAGCUCCGGGCUACCGUCCCUGUUGCGAUGGAUUCCGUUUACAUCGCCUCUCCGUCGGCCCUCGACAUGGAUACCGACAGGCCAUGGUUCAUUGACUCCCAGUCAGAGAACGUAGGAUUUGGAACGGUUAAGAUCAACGCAGAGCUAUUUAAUUCGUCUGGUCAGGUCUUGAUCAGGAUGGGCCAGGCUCGUUGUAUUGCCUACCAAGGGAACAGACAGACGGAAGCUACCGAGCAACGAAAUCCUCUCGUGAGAGCUACAUGGAAGCCAGAUCUCUCCACGAUUACCAACGCGGUCCUUGAUGAGUAUCUGAACUGGUUCGUACAGAACUGCGGCUCUAAGGAGUUGGCUAAUACGGACAUGCUGCGCUUGGCUGGUGCCCUGGAUUUAGCCUGUCACCAGCGGUGUAACAGCAAUAUCCUCGAACUUGGCAUCCAAACUCGGACAGCAGAAACUGUCCGUGGGCUCUUACGUGUCGAGUCAUCUUUCCGAAGGUUUAACACCUAUUCUUGCGGUGUCUUCCAAGACGGCGAGCUAGUCGGUGCGGAGGUUUUCUCAGAAAGUCCAGACGAGCAAAAGCUAGAGCGCCCGGCGGGGAUUCCACAGGAAAGGAAGUUUGAUAUAGUUAUCGUCCCCUCGGUUGAUCUCUGGACGCCAGUCCUUUUGGGCAGGCUCACACCGGGAGCAACUGUUAUCAUGACGGGUGAUGCACUCAGUGACCAUUCCACUUGGACGAAGGUCAUCAAAGGAAGUGGUUCUUUUCCUGUGACAGUCGCGACCAUAAGCGCCCUACCUAGCGAGGGGAAGGUUGAUAAACCCCCAACAAUCGUGGUGACUCGAGACCAAAACAUAACGUGCCUAGAUCGACAGCUCCAAAAGGUCUUACAAGAACAUUUAGGAUCCGUGGUCAAUAUUGUGGAUUUGUCCCAAGUCAGCGUCGCAACCGUUCCGGACCGAUCAUUUGUCAUAUCGACCCUAGAACUGCAGCAGCCUCUUCUAAGCCGGAUUGACGAGGGUGAAAUGACGCAGCUGAAAAGCAUAACCGACCGUGUAGCCAAGAUCGUAUGGGUCGUCAAAGGCGGUUUCGUGGGUGGAGAAACCCCCGACUUCGCUCCUGUUCUGGGACUUUCUCGUGCGCUUAUGCUGGAACAGCCUUCCCUGCAAUUUGCGGUUCUAGAUGUAGACGCUAAAUCAGCAUCAUCUCCUGACACCCUGCAUAAUAUCGUCCAUGUUUUGGACCGACUGAUUCAUCAACCGGAGCCGGACUUUGAAUUCGCCCAACGAGACGGCGUCCUUCAUAUCUCUCGCUGGGAACCAGAUGAACGUCUCAACGAAAGCUUCCGUCUGAAGCAGAAUAAUGAAACCAUUGACUCUCCUCUAGGAAUUGCCGGACGUUGCGAGUUGGGUAUCAAGAGCCCGGGGCAAAUGGACACGAUCCAUUUCGUGCGAAAGGAGUAUCCAACCGACUUGCAUCCAGAUGAUGUGGAAAUCAGCGUGAAGAGUAUAGGUAUGAACGCAAAGGAUUUGUAUGCUAUAAGCGCCAAGGUGGACACCAGGGAUGCAUCAUGUUCGUGUGAAUGUGCCGGUGUUAUUACCGCUGUGGGCGACAAUGUUUCCGAGUUUAAGACUGGUGAUCGUGUAGUUGCAAUGGCCCCCGGCCAUUUUGCAACUGUGGAGCGAUUCCCAAACUGGGCAGUGUGUAAAAUGACCAACGAGGAGGACUUUACGACCACCUCCACUAUUCCGAUUGUUUUUUCGACGGUUAUUUAUGGACUGAAGCAUCGGGCGAACCUACAGUCAGGAGAGACUGUCCUUAUUCAUUCCGCUGCCGGGGGCGUUGGGAUUGCGGCGAUCCAAUACGCGAAGCAUCUUGGGGCAAAGAUUUUUGCCACAGUCGGGAACGAAUCUAAAAAGUCGUUCCUCGUCGAGAAGUAUGCUCUGGAUCCGGCGCACAUUUUUAGCUCGCGGGAUUCAACCUUCCUUCCUGCGAUUAUGGAAGCCACUUCUGGUCAGGGGGUUGACGUGGUUUUGAAUUCUCUCACCGGUGAUCUUCUGCACAGCAGCUUUGAGGCAUGUGCCGACUUUGGCCGCUUCAUAGAAAUUGGGAAACGUGACAUCCUUGAUCAUGGCGUGCUAGACAUGUCCACAUUCGGCCGCAAUGUGUCCUUCAUGGCAUUUGACCUGUCCAAUCUCUAUCUCUCCCAGAAGCAAGCCCACCAUCAACUAUGGAAAGCACUCCUUACAGAGAGUCUUGAUUUAGUGAGGUCCAAGAUCUGUGAGCCGUGUUCCCCAAUCAAGACAUUCGACGCGUCGGAUAUUACCGAUGCGUUCAGGCACUUCUCCCUCGGCACUCGAUUGGGCAAAGUAACCGUGUCGUUCCAGGAUCCAGACAUGAAGGUAAGGGUGAUUCCGACGAAGUAUGAAACUGCCUUCAGUGCCCAAAAGUGCUACCUCAUGGUCGGGUGCCUGGGAGGACUAGGUCGCAGUCUGUCCAAGUGGAUGAUAUCUUGCGGUGCUCGACGAUUCGUCUUUCUGGGUCGAUCCGGUUCCGAUAAGCCCGAUGCAAAAGAUCUAGUCGAUGAUCUUCGGGUCCAGGGAGCCCACGUCACAGUAAUCCGGGGAGAUGUUUGCCGGUAUGAGGAUGUCGAACGGGCCAUGAACGCCGCGAAUUACCCCAUUGGUGGUGUAAUCCAGGCGGCCAUGGCACUCAGCGAGGCUCUCUGGAGUGAUAUGCCUUACAGCGCAUGGCAUACUACCCUCGGCCCCAAGGUACAGGGCACUUGGAAUCUUCACAAUGCGUUGGGCCAGGGUCGGGACUCCCAGCUGGACUUUUUCGUCAUGACGUCGUCCAUCUCCGGGACCGUGGGCACGGCCACCGAAAGCAACUACUGCGCUGCCAACUCCUUCUUGGACGCUUUCGCCCGCUAUCGCAAUCGUCUCGGUCUGCCAGCCAUCUCCAUCGGCUACGGGAUGAUUUCGGAAGUGGGAUAUUUGCACGAGCACCCCGAGAUCGAGGCCCUCAUGAAGCGCAAAGGAAUCCACCCCAUCAACGAAGACGAACUAGUCCAGAUCAUGAACAUCGCCCUUGCGAACCAAAGGCCAGGCGUGUGGGACUCUCGGUACGACAACCUGGCGGGCAGCCACCUUCUCACCGGGGUGGAAUUCAUCGGUCUUCACGAGCAGCGGGAACGAGGAUUCGAGGGAGACAACCACGUAUUUGCUGAUCCUCGAGCUGCAUUGUUCACUGCAUCCUUUACCCGCCGUGUCGCGGGCGAGAUCGAGACACACAGCGCAGCGGCGCAUCGCCCUCGAGAGCUCGCCCGAGCGCUGCGCGACCACCAAGAUACAGCUUCUAUUGUUGAUGAAUUUCGGGCUGUUGUAUCGAAGAAGCUCUCCAAUCUUAUCCUUCUGCCCGAGAGCGAACUGGAAGCGGAUCGACCUCUGGGCGAAUUUGGCUUAGAUUCUAUGCUGGCUGCUGAGUUCCGGACCUUUAUUUUCCGCACCUUCGAGGUCGACGUACCCUUCGUUGUCCUGCUAAAAAGGAGUACGACAGUGAAUCUCCUGACUGACCUAAUUGCGCAUGGUUUGCAGAUGAGUGCUUAG
Penicillium verrucosum is the source of this 7083-nucleotide messenger RNA. Its product is annotated as type I polyketide synthase. Lineage: Eukaryota; Fungi; Ascomycota; Eurotiomycetes; Eurotiales; Aspergillaceae. Bases 1 to 7083 code for a protein of 2360 amino acids. Gene Ontology annotation, biological process: secondary metabolite biosynthetic process; fatty acid biosynthetic process. The transcript is spliced from 10 exons. The record is from RefSeq and is a predicted model, not a curated record. Gene Ontology annotation, molecular function: zinc ion binding; fatty acid synthase activity; 3-oxoacyl-[acyl-carrier-protein] synthase activity.